AUGUUUGUCGUGGUUCCCAUCAACCCUGUCGGUGCUAUCGGUGUCGCGCCUCUCAACGAGAGAGCAGUGGAACAGGCGUUGUUUCAUCUCAUCUUCGGCUCCGCCAUGCUCGUCUUGGGGACGAUGGUGCUGUUCAAAAUGUUUCAGUAUCGCAACGUGCUGGAGAUCCGCGCCAGGUCGGCCUACCUGGUGAUGACCUUAGGGUUGUGCCUACUGGCCGCUUUGACCCUAGACGUGCACGUGAUGUGCAGGACUCUGUUGGGCUGGCCUUCGAACGUGUUCCUUGUUCAUUCGGGCUACUUCUUCAUUAUUUUUUCGAUAGAGAGCUGCUACAUCUGGCGCGUUAUUCGCCUUGGCGUGUCCUUCAGCCCCCGGGUGAAGAGGUUCAUACCAUGGGUAAUGUGGGAGAAACUUGCCGUGGUUUCGAGCCUCAGUAUCGGCGCAGUAUCGACUGCCAUCCCAACUUACUACUACAUCGAAUACGGGGGAGGCGACGACCAUGACCGCUUCCUCGCGGCGGAGCUGGAUGCCAUGUGGGUGUGCCAUGUCGCCCUCAUCAGCAUACAGCUGUGUUUGCUUCCAGUGGUGUGGUGA
Ectocarpus siliculosus is the source of this 594-nucleotide messenger RNA. Lineage: Eukaryota; Phaeophyceae; Ectocarpales; Ectocarpaceae. The record is from the annotation of a GenBank genome assembly.